Molecule: messenger RNA, 1140 nt
Organism: Penicillium cinerascens
Lineage: Eukaryota; Fungi; Ascomycota; Eurotiomycetes; Eurotiales; Aspergillaceae
Product: CaiB/BaiF CoA transferase family protein
Exons: 2
Coding region: 1-1140 (379 amino acids)
Molecular function (GO): catalytic activity
Source: RefSeq, a predicted model, not a curated record
AUGUCUGCUCCACCGUUGAAAGGAAUUAAGGUCGUUGAGCUAGCCGGUCUAGCCCCAGGCCCCUUCGCUGGUCUUCUUUUAGCCGACUACGGCGCAUCCGUUCUUCGAAUCGAUCGCCCCAAUGCUUUCAGUGGUGACCAGCUGACUCGGCGCAAAACUUCAAUUACACUCGACCUGCGCGAAGCAAAGUCCCGGGAUGUUCUCCUCCGCCUGCUCACCGCAACCGAUGUCUUGAUCGACCCAUUCCGCCCGGGAGUCCUCGAGCGCCUCGGUCUUUCCCCAACCGAAGUCCUCCUCAAGCACAACCCUCGGCUCAUCGUCGCGCGCAUGACAGGAUUUCGACGCGAUGGCAAGUACAAGGACAUGGCAGGCCAUGACAUCAACUAUAUCGCCGUAUCAGGCGUCCUAUCCAUGUUAGGGCGAGCGGGAGACAAGCCUUAUGCACCGGGCAACAUUCUUGGCGAUUUCGCCGGUGGUGGUGCUAUGUGUUUCUUAGGAAUCUUGCUAGCAAUCAUCUCGCGCUCUACCACCGGCCGUGGACAAGUUGUCGAAGCCAACAUGGUUGACGGCUCAGCCUACCUAGCCACUUUCCCCCGACUGGCCCAAAAUUCCCCCGCGUGGGAUGGGCCCCGAGGAGAGAACUUGUUAGAUAGUGGAUGUCCAUACUAUGAUACCUACGAAACCAAGGACUCCGGGAAAUACUUCGCCGUCGGUGCCUUGGAGCCGCAGUUCUACGCAGCAUUGCUACGCGGAUUAGAACUCGAUCCGAAAUCGAUACCAAAGCGGGAAGAUAGGGAAAACUGGCCCGUCCUUCGCGACAUCUUUACCCGCCGUUUCAAGGAGAAGACUCGUGCCGAAUGGGAGGCUGUCUUUGACGGUACCGAUGCCUGCGCUACGCCCGUCCUUGAGCAUGGCGAGCUUCAGGCUUCGGGCUAUGAGCAGCGUCCGGCCGUUCACUUGUCCCGCACGCCCUCUCUCCCCAUCAAAGCAGAUGAAGGUGCUUGGACCGGUGGUGGACUCGUGCCUGGUGACGGGGGUGAAGAGACCUUGCAAGCGUGGAUGGGCUGGGAGCCUAACCAGGACUUCCUUGCCCGAGAGGACGGGGCCCUCGUCUCCAUAGACGGCAGAGCGAAGCUGUGA